Rosa chinensis is the source of this 846-nucleotide messenger RNA. RefSeq lists its product as uncharacterized. The record is from RefSeq and is a predicted model, not a curated record. Lineage: Eukaryota; Viridiplantae; Streptophyta; Magnoliopsida; Rosales; Rosaceae. The coding region runs from base 1 to 846 and encodes 281 amino acids. The transcript has a single exon.
AUGGACAAAAAUAGUGUUGAUAUGAAGGUGAUGAGAGGAUUGUGCGCUAAUGGAAUUCCGUUUAAUGUGUUAAGAAAUCCCCAAUUUCAUGAGAUGAUUUCAGCUAUAAAUAAUGGACCUAGGGGUUAUAAGGCUCCAUCUUCUGAAAAAGCAAGAACUACUUUGCUUGAUGAGUGUAAACGAAGUCUAGAAAAAGAAUUAGCUCCUGUUAAAGAUACAUGGUUUACUCACGGUGUUUCAAUUGUAUCAGAUGGAUGGUCUAACGUGAAGCGUGAGCCACUUAUCAACAUUAUUGCUGCAAACAGUAGAGGAGUUAUGUUUCUUUAUGCUCAAGAUUUUUCUGGGAUACCAAAAACUGGUGACGUGAUUGCUGCCUUUAUGCUUAUUGCAAUUGAAGAUGUGGGAUCGUCAAAUGUCCUCCAGAUAGUCACUGACAAUGCAGCAAACUGUGAAUAUGCUGGGAGAGAGAUUGAAAAGAUACAUAAACAUAUCUUUUGGUCCCCUUGUGUUGUUCAUACCUUGAAUCUUAUUUUUAAAGAUUUGGCAAAAGAGUUUGAGUGGUUUGAGGAAAUUUAUAAUAUUGGAAAAGCUAUUGUUAAGUUCUUUUUGAACCAUUCACAUGCUUUGGCCAUGUUCAGAAGUCAAUCAAAAUUGGAGUUAUUGGAAGUUGCAAAAACUAGAUUUGCAUCGCAUUAUAUCUUGUUGAGGCGACUUAUUGAUUGCAAAGAAGCACUAGCAAGUACGGUAAUUAUUCAAAAAUGGAAAGAUUGGGUGAAGACUUUAGAUGGAGAUAAAAGAAAACUUGGGGAGAAUAUAACACAAGCUGUGUUGGCAGACAAUUUUUAG